Messenger RNA from Bufo bufo (common toad), 2555 nucleotides. It is a transcript of the gene TUB, whose product is annotated as TUB bipartite transcription factor. Lineage: Eukaryota; Metazoa; Chordata; Amphibia; Anura; Bufonidae. Gene Ontology annotation, cellular component: cilium. The record is from RefSeq and is a predicted model, not a curated record. The transcript is spliced from 12 exons. Gene Ontology annotation, biological process: protein localization to cilium. Bases 366 to 1871 code for a protein of 501 amino acids.
UGCUGCUGCUGCUGCUGUACAGGUGGAGGGGACUGAGCAUCAUGUUGCAGCAGGACAAAGCGGAGACGCUUCGAGGGGGCCGCAGCGGCGACAAGAGGCGACUUUAGUGCCAACAUUUCCGCAGCGGUGCACAAUGCAUUAGUCUCUGCUGAGGGAUCUCUCCUGGUUUUAUUGCUGGAGACAGGAUGAGGGUGCUGUUGGGAUAGACCUUGCUGUGCUGCACUGUGCUCUGCUCCUCCUGCACUGCUGCUCACCUUCCUCCACAAGCAGAGGAUGCUGCUGGCUACAUGGCAGAGGUCUGCAUGGGGUCUGAACAGGUCGCCUCGUCUUAUGCUGGAGGUUCGGGCCCUUGACUGUGAGGAGCAAUGACUUCUAAGUACCAGUCUGACUGGAUUCCUUACAGCGUUCUGGAUGAUGAGAGCAGUAGUCUGCGCCAACAGAAACUCGACAGGCAGCGCGCUCUAUUAGAACAGAAGCAGAAGAAGAAGCGUCAGGAGCCUCUCAUGGUCCAAUCUAACGUGGACGGCCGGACCCGGACUCGCAGGAUGAAACAGUCCGAGGAACAAGCUCCGCUGGUCGAGUCCUAUCACAGCAGUAACAGCAGCACCAUCUAUCACGUGCAGGAGGCCGAGCAGGAGGACACGCAAGUGGCGGCCGAGGCUCAACCUCCAAAAUCUACUAAAAAGAACAAGGCGGCCAAUGCCGCUAGCUGCCCGUCAGGCAGCGCCAGGAAAGAGAAAAAAGGAAAGCAGAAAGGUAUCGAUGGCCCCGCAGCUUCUUUCCAGGACGAGGCUCCGGACACAGGGAGUCACGUACAGAUAUUAACAGUCGGUCAGUCCAACCAUGAUGAAGACGAGGGGGAAUCGACGGCCACCGGGCAACAGCAGAGCAAGCAGGACCUGAGGGUGACCAUGCAGAAGAAAGGAAUAUCCAGCAGCAUGAACUUUGAUGAAGAGGAGGAUGAGGAAGAUGAGGACAGCUCAAGUUCAUCCCAGCUCAACAGUAACACCCGUCCAGGCUCUGCCACCAGCAAGAAAUCUAAUAAGGAGACAGCGUCGGCCCCCAGCCCCUCCACCAAUGAGCCGCCCAUCGAUGUAGAAGACCUGGAGGAAUUCUCCAUUCGGCCGGCUCCACAGGGGGUUACUAUCAAGUGCAGGAUUACCAGAGACAAGAAGGGCAUGGACCGGGGCAUGUACCCCACCUAUUAUUUGCACCUGGAGCGGGAGGACGGUAAAAAGGUUUUUCUAUUGGCUGGAAGAAAGCGUAAGAAGAGCAAAACCUCGAAUUACCUCAUCUCCAUAGACCCGACUGACCUGUCCCGGGGAGGGGAAAGCUUCAUUGGCAAACUGCGGUCUAACCUGAUGGGAACGAAGUUCACGGUCUACGAUAGCGGGGUGAAUCCGGUGAAGACGUCCUCAACUCUGGAGGCCAGCAACUUACGGCAGGAACUCGCAGCCAUCUGCUAUGAAACCAAUGUCUUAGGCUUUAAGGGCCCUCGGAAGAUGAGCGUCAUCAUUCCCGGGAUGAACAUGGACCACGAACGAGUCUCCAUACGACCUCGCAAUGAGCACGAGACGCUCCUCUCCCGGUGGCAGAACAAGAACACGGAGAGCGUCAUCGAGCUGCACAACAAGACGCCCGUCUGGAACGACGACACCCAGUCCUACGUCCUAAACUUCCACGGCCGGGUGACACAGGCGUCUGUCAAGAAUUUCCAAAUUAUACAUGACAACGAUCCGGAUUACAUCGUCAUGCAGUUUGGCCGGGUUGCAGAAGACAUCUUCACCAUGGACUACAACUACCCGAUGUGCGCCCUCCAGGCCUUCGCCAUAGCGCUCUCCAGCUUUGAUAGUAAACUCGCCUGCGAGUAAUGGCAGCGCCCGCGGCGUGGAGGCCGCCCGCCCGUGUCUUACACUCCCUAUUGUAUGGGCUGGACAAAUCCGAGUUGCGCUGUGAUUUAAUUUGUCAGCGGGACCUCGGCGUUGGCGCCGUUGCUACGUAAUUCUGAAGUCGCUCGCUGACGGAGAAAAUGCGUCUCGUAAAACUUUCCGCUCGACUCUUUCUACAAUCGUGGAAACUGUAAUUUUAUUUUUGUAUUUGUUUUUAUUGAGGCCAGCAUUUGGGUGGGGGGAGUGGGGGGCCGGGGUUAUAACCGCCCCCCCAUGCUAGUCGCCCCAGUGGACUAAGCAGCGCUAAUGCCCCUGAUGAGCGCAGUCUGGUGGGCGUGGCCCGGGGAGACGUUUCUGCUUUGUAUUUUACUAACUGUCUAACACGAUGCAUCUGGUGGUGGCCGUUACUAACACGACGUCGCUGCACUGAUAUCCGCGGAAGCACAAAAAUGAAACCGCCAAAAAUGUAGUAAAAAUUGCUUUCUUGCCCAAUUUUAGCCAUUAUGACUUAUCUAAAAACUGUCAUUUAAAGGACCGGCGUCCAGUCUUCUGUAAGUAAAGUGUAAUCGCUGUGUAAUGGGAAGUUUUUGCUUUCUCACAAUUUUCCACAUCUCUGCUUGCUUGAAGUGAAUGGAAGCAUUAUUUCCAUUAAUUUGCUGAAACUUC